Molecule: messenger RNA, 750 nt
Organism: Cercopithifilaria johnstoni
Lineage: Eukaryota; Metazoa; Nematoda; Chromadorea; Rhabditida; Onchocercidae
Source: the annotation of a GenBank genome assembly
AUGUUUACGCCGAAGGCUACGACUUCAAUGCUACAUUUAAUUAUCGGUCUUUUAAUGAUGCAAACAACAAAUUCUGAAGCGGAUCAAUGUGAUUGCGAGAAUGAUUAUGGCUCACCGUUUUGUGAUGAAAUUCAAAAUAAGGAUACAGAAUGUUAUGCGGAUAAUGAGAAACUAAAGCUAUCAGCAAAAGGCAUACAUUGUGCGAAAAGUUGUGAAACAUGCUGUAAACUACCACGUUUUCAAUGUGAAGAUCGUGGAGUGCGCUUAAACUGUGAUCGAAUCAAAACAAGUGGUUUAUGCAAAACCACAAAUGGAAUACUUCUUUCGUUAUUCAGCGCAGAAUGUCCUAAAACAUGUGGUCUAUGCGGUCAAGAAUGUAUUGAUUGUGAUCCCGUGAUUUGCAGUAUUUUGAAAUCAAAUUGUGAAAACGAUGAGUCAAAAAGAUUAUGUCCACAAACGUGCAAUGUUUGUCGACCAAUAAAUAUUUGUUUCGAUACGACAGAAUAUUGUUCAUCACUAAAAAAUAGUUGCGAUGAUCCAAGGUUGAAGCCUAUAUUGCAACUAUCAUGUAACGAAACAUGUGGCAUGUGUCAUUCAGAAUCAUCACCAAUGAUAAAACCGAAACCGACUGUUGAAUAUUGCGUUGAUGCAGAUCCAAGAUGUGCUUCAUGGGCAGCCAAUGGUUUUUGCAGAAAUUCAUUCUACAGAUCAUUGCUUAACAAAUGUAUGAAAAGCUGUCAUCUAUGUUGA